Molecule: messenger RNA, 586 nt
Organism: Zingiber officinale
Lineage: Eukaryota; Viridiplantae; Streptophyta; Magnoliopsida; Zingiberales; Zingiberaceae
Product: 60S ribosomal protein L27a-3-like
Exons: 1
Coding region: 1-450 (149 amino acids)
Biological process (GO): translation
Cellular component (GO): ribosome; cytosolic large ribosomal subunit
Molecular function (GO): structural constituent of ribosome
Source: RefSeq, a predicted model, not a curated record
AUGACGACCCGCUUGAAGAAGAAUCGGAAGAAACGAGGCCACGUGAGCGCUGGCCACGGCCGCAUCGGGAAGCACCGGAAGCACCCGGGAGGCCGCGGGAACGCCGGCGGUAUGCACCACCACCGCAUCCUUUUCGACAAGUACCACCCGGGCUACUUCGGCAAGGUCGGCAUGCGUUACUUCCACCGCCUCCGCAACAAGUUCCACUGCCCGAUCGUCAACGUCGACACUCUCUGGUCGCUCAUCCCUGAAGACUUGAAGGGGUCGACCGCCGGAGCCAAAGAUGGCUCCGUUCCGUUGCUAGAUGUGACUCAGUAUGGCUACUUCAAGGUGCUCGGCAAGGGCUCGCUCCCCCCGUCCCGCCCUAUAGUCGUGAAAACCAAGCUCAUAUCGAAGAUCGCGGAGAAGAAGAUCAAGGAGGCCGGCGGCUCUGUCGUGCUCACUGCCUGAGUGGUCAUUUGAUCUGUCGUUUAGGUAUUUUACAUUCGCACUUCAAUUUCAUUCUGGAAACCCUAGAACGAAAAACCUUCUACUGGAUUUUGAUACUCGUUUUUUAUUCAACAUUUUCGUUACUCGGAUUGCAAAA